Messenger RNA from Eufriesea mexicana, 2007 nucleotides. RefSeq names its product tRNA methyltransferase roswell (gene rswl). Bases 1 to 2007 code for a protein of 668 amino acids. Gene Ontology annotation, cellular component: nucleoplasm; nucleus; mitochondrion. The record is from RefSeq and is a predicted model, not a curated record. Gene Ontology annotation, biological process: mitochondrial tRNA 5'-end processing; positive regulation of mitochondrial translation. The transcript has 5 exons. NCBI's taxonomy places the organism in Eukaryota, Metazoa, Arthropoda, Insecta, Hymenoptera, Apidae. Gene Ontology annotation, molecular function: tRNA binding.
AUGUUUUAUCAAUAUUCAUUAAAGUUUAUUAAUACUUUUACUAAAUUUUAUUUUAAUGGUUUUACUCAACCAUUAUACAAGUUUAAAACAUUGCAGUUUAAAUUUCAGAAGGAAAUAUAUACAUUAGCAACACAAUGUUAUUGUGAACAUAACCCAUCUGUAAUUGUAGCUAAAAAAUAUGAUGCAAUAUAUGAAGAAAAAUUAAACACAAUUCUGCAAGAUCCAUAUUAUAAAGCUCUGUAUGACAAAUACAAAUUAGAAAUCAUGUAUAUUAAAUAUAGUUCACAGAAUGUACCCCAGAAUAUACGACCAUAUAAUUGGUUACGUUUAUUACAGACAAAAUCAAAAGGAGAAAGAAGAGCAUAUUUAACUUUUCUCUGGAAACUAGAAAUGCAUGAGGAAAAUAAGAAAUUGAAAAAGCUUAAACGUCAAAAUCUAGUAGAAAAUAAUGACAGUUGUUAUGGAUUAGGAAAAUAUUCAUUAUUUUACCGCAUACGUAAACCUACAAUGAGUCACUUUUAUAAUAGUAAACUAAUAAGUGCUAUAUUAUUUAACCCAAUAUUAGUGAUGGAUGUUGGUUAUGAUGAAUAUAUGACACCACAUGAGCAAGAAAAUUGUGCAAAACAAUUACUACUUACAUUUUCAUUAAAUCGGCAACAUAUUUUCCCUUUUAAUCUUUAUUUUUGUAAUGUUACCAAACAGAGUUUUACAAUGCAAAAAAUACACAGAACAUUGCCAAAUCUGUUUGAACCAGACUUCCCAAUAAAUGUAACAUCAAAAUCUUAUCUAGACUUAUUUGAUAAAAAAAAAUUAGUUUAUCUUAGUCCUAAUGCACAAGAGACUAUGCAACACUUUGAUAAUAAUUUAAUAUAUAUAAUUGGUGCAAUGGUAGAUAAGUUUACUCAACCAUUAUACAAGUUUAAAACAUUGCAGUUUAAAUUUCAGAAGGAAAUAUAUACAUUAGCAACACAAUGUUAUUGUGAACAUAACCCAUCUGUAAUUGUAGCUAAAAAAUAUGAUGCAAUAUAUGAAGAAAAAUUAAACACAAUUCUGCAAGAUCCAUAUUAUAAAGCUCUGUAUGACAAAUACAAAUUAGAAAUCAUGUAUAUUAAAUAUAGUUCACAGAAUGUACCCCAGAAUAUACGACCAUAUAAUUGGUUACGUUUAUUACAGACAAAAUCAAAAGGAGAAAGAAGAGCAUAUUUAACUUUUCUCUGGAAACUAGAAAUGCAUGAGGAAAAUAAGAAAUUGAAAAAGCUUAAACGUCAAAAUCUAGUAGAAAAUAAUGACAGUUGUUAUGGAUUAGGAAAAUAUUCAUUAUUUUACCGCAUACGUAAACCUACAAUGAGUCACUUUUAUAAUAGUAAACUAAUAAGUGCUAUAUUAUUUAACCCAAUAUUAGUGAUGGAUGUUGGUUAUGAUGAAUAUAUGACACCACAUGAGCAAGAAAAUUGUGCAAAACAAUUACUACUUACAUUUUCAUUAAAUCGGCAACAUAUUUUCCCUUUUAAUCUUUAUUUUUGUAAUGUUACCAAACAGAGUUUUACAAUGCAAAAAAUACACAGAACAUUGCCAAAUCUGUUUGAACCAGACUUCCCAAUAAAUGUAACAUCAAAAUCUUAUCUAGACUUAUUUGAUAAAAAAAAAUUAGUUUAUCUUAGUCCUAAUGCACAAGAGACUAUGCAACACUUUGAUAAUAAUUUAAUAUAUAUAAUUGGUGCAAUGGUAGAUAAGCAUGCAGUUAAACCAUAUUCAUUUCAAAAAGCUAAUAAGGAAGGUAUUAGAAUGAUGAAAUUACCUUUAAAUGAGAAAUUAGAAUGGGGUACAGGAUCUUCUAAAAAUCUUCCUAUUAAUCAAGUUGCUUCCAUUCUGUUAGAUAUAAAUCAUAGUAAUAAUUGGGAUGUGGCAUUUAAAAAUAUACCACAACGAAAAUUGAAGAAAUCAAGAGAACAUGCUUCAAUGAGACAAGUUGCUCUUAAAAAUAAAGAAUUCCAUAUUUUAAAGUGA